AUGGUUUACAGACACCUAGAUCAAGGAAGGACAUCGUUUCAGACCAUCAAGGUGGAGCCAAGGGCCAGUGGAGAGAAACUGUCGACCAAGUUUCACUUUGAGUCGAAAACUCGCGCCAUAUUCUCCGGCGACUCCGCAGGGGCUUUCAUGUAUGCAAAUUACAAGGGACGGCACGAUCUCUGGCAGCAACUGUUGGAAGAAGAGCCCUAUGACUUUGACAGCCCCACGUUGGAUGUGGCGUCAGGCUCGGGAGUGUCUCUGAUGAAAGUGUGUGCUCAGAAACGCGCUCGAAAGGACAAAAAUCAGCUGGUUUGCAACGUAUAUGCUAUUGACAACUAUUCGAGGGACAAGGAGCGUAAAUCGCGCAUGAAGAAAAUCAUCAACAACAUCCGAUGUGAGAAUUUUGUUGACUUGGUAACGCUCAACUCGGCGGAUCUCACCCAGUUACCGUACGAAUCUGACGUCUUUUCCUUGGUGACUUCUCCAUGGGCGUUCAAAUCAUACGAUAAGGUGACCCAGAGACAGAUACUAAGAGAAAUGGCACGUGUGUGCAAACCAGGAGGCUAUAUCAUCAUCACAGACUUGAAGCUGAGCUCCAAAGGACCGCUAGAACAAUGGAUACAGGACAUGGGAUGGGAAGAAGUGAACAAGAAAGGAGCCGGACCUUGUGGAUGGUUCGGAUACUGGUCUACGGAAUGCUACAAGUUCCAGAAACCGUACGAUGACAAUGACAGACACUCGGUCAUCACCUCAACCACCACCUCAACCAUUCCACCAAGUUUGGUGUAUGAUACAGAUGCUAGCUCUUCGCUCUUCAGAGGAGAUACUGAUAGAAGCAGUUUGUUCACCGAGAGCGACGCAGACACCAUUCAUGUGUCUAUUAGGUAG
Yarrowia lipolytica CLIB122 is the source of this 888-nucleotide messenger RNA. RefSeq lists its product as uncharacterized. The record is from RefSeq and is a predicted model, not a curated record. NCBI's taxonomy places the organism in Eukaryota, Fungi, Ascomycota, Dipodascomycetes, Dipodascales. Gene Ontology annotation, molecular function: S-adenosylmethionine-dependent methyltransferase activity.